GCGCUGGACCUCUUCCGCCGCGCCGCUAAACUCGGAGACCCGGGCGCGCACGAGGAGCUCGGAUUCGCGCACGCCACCGGAUGGGCCGGAGCUGCCGAAAACCCGGCGUUGGCCGUGACGCACCAGUACUUUGCGGCGAUGGGCGGCGACCCGCGGGGUCAGAUGGCCAUGGGGUACAGGCACCUGCACGGCCUCGGCGUGCCCAAAUCGUGCGCCACGGCGGCGUUGUAUUACGAGGCUCCGGCGUCGAGGCUGAUUGAAAUCGUCCGAGAUCCGGCCGCCGGACCCACGCCAACCGUCGAGAAGACGCGGCUGACGCCGGACACCGAGGGCGGCGACGGCGGCACCGCGCGGGAGCGCGACGUGGUGCAGUACUACCAGUACAGCGCGGACAUGGGAAACGCUGACGCGGCGACGGCCAUCGGACGAAUCUUCGCCGCCGGCGCAAAGGGCCUUCGACGAGACAGGCGACGAGCGUACAGGUACUUUACCCAGGCGGCGGCGGCGGGAGACGCGGACGCCAUGUCGCAGCUGGGGCACCUGUUCGCCAACGGGUUGGGGGUGCGGGCGAACAACGCGACGGCGAUCGGGCUGUUCAAGGCGGCCGCGGAGAAGGGUAACGCCAACGCUCAGUUUGGCCUCGGGUACAUGCACCUGGCGGGGUUUGGAGUGGAAAGAAACGAGAAGAAGGCGCUGAACUACUUCACCAAGGCGGCGGAGCAGGGCAGCGCCGAGGCGCAGUUUCACGUCGGCGCGAUGCACGCCAAGGGUGUCGGCGUGCGCCGCGAUUACACCAAGGCGUUUUACAACUUCAACCUCGCCGCGCACCAAGGUCACGCCGUCGCUCUGUACAACCUGGCGAUGAUGCAACUCGCCGGCGUCGGUUUACCGGCGUCGUGCGCGAACGCCGUGGUGCUUCUGAAGGGUUUAGCGGAGCGUGGGCCCUGGAACCGACGUCUCGAGUCUGCGCACGGCGCGUACAGAACCCGCGCGUACCAAAAGGCGCUCGUCAAGUACAUGAAAGCGGCGGAGACGGGCGUGGAGGUGGCGCAGAGCAACGCGGCGUACGUGCUGGAAGGGGCGAAAGAACGGUGGGACCCCGACUGGUCUCGGGACUGGUGGGACGGCGAAGAACGGGAACGGCGCGCGAUCCACUACCACAGACUCGCGGCGGACCAAGGCAACGUUCGCAGUUUGCUUCGCAUCGGCGACGCGUACUACUACGGCGUCGGCGUCGGCGAGGCGGACCGGAACAAAUCCGCCGCCGUGUACCUGCAGGCGUCGCAGAAGCGGAGCGCUCAGGCGAUGUUCAACCUCGGCACCAUGCACGAGCACGGGCUGGGUUUACCCAAGGACCUGCACCUGGCGAAGCGGUACUACGACAUGGUGUUGAGCGCGGAUCCAAAGGCGUGGGUGCCGGUCAAGCUCGCGCUGUGGAAGUUG
This is a messenger RNA of Micromonas commoda, 1443 nucleotides long. RefSeq lists its product with no specific name. The annotation marks the transcript as partial. Gene Ontology annotation, molecular function: protein binding. NCBI's taxonomy places the organism in Eukaryota, Viridiplantae, Chlorophyta, Mamiellophyceae, Mamiellales, Mamiellaceae. Gene Ontology annotation, biological process: ERAD pathway. Gene Ontology annotation, cellular component: endoplasmic reticulum membrane. The record is from RefSeq and is a predicted model, not a curated record. The transcript has a single exon.